AUGACAGACGUGAGAAUGGGUUUGAAACAUGUCAUUUUGCAGAGGGUGCAAAAUUUGGAUACGCCCACGGAAUAUAAACGAAUAACAGAUUUUAGCAUUAGUCGAAUUUUGGGUGAAGGUGAAUCAAAGGGCUCCAUCAAAAAGGAUAUCACAACAUCAUCAUCGAUGGAUAUUUUGGAUCUUUCAAAAACCGGUAGUUCGCAGGAUUUUAUAAAAUUCCCACCCAAUGGCUUCGAAAGAAUUUCAUAUUUUCCAAACAACAUGAUAAAUCCUUAUGUGAAUCAUGCAUUGAAUUUUGCAACGUCUCAUUCUCGCCCUCAUCCUGGCUGCUGCAGUGGUGAAGUUAUUCGUCCGCGUGUUUGUAAAUACUUCAGUGCAACAACGACAACGACAAGUAGUGUACAAAAUUGUAAUGAUUGUGAUAUGUUUUAUAAGAAUUUGAAUUCCCCAAAAUAUCAUCCUUUGUAUCCAAAGGAUAGAUCAAUGGCAAAUGUUUGGUUUGGAGCUGCUGCGGCAGCUCAGUUUGUGAAUUCCCAAGACUUUGUUGAAAAUUUGUUAGUUAAUUCGGUCAGUGUGAAAAGUCAAGUGGGGAUUGUUAAUGCUGCAAAUAAUGUUGUGGGAAUAUUGUCAUCAGUGAAAGGGAUGGACAAUCAAGGAUGUGGCAAGGAUGUUGAAGAUGAAAUGAGUUUUAAAUGUACGAUCUGUGAAAAAGUUUUUGGUUGUGCGGAAACGUUGCAGUCUCAUGAAAAAACUCACAAAUCACCACGUUAUGAAUGCCUUGACUGUGGUAAAGGCUUCUCCCAAUUGCGAAAUUAUAAAUACCAUUUAUCGGUUCACCGAGGAACAAAGGAAUUCGCAGCUGAGUGUCCUGAAUGUGGGAAAACUUUCAAUGAUAAAGGAUAUCUUAGCAGUCAUAUGAAAAUUCAUAGAAAUAAAAAAGAAUAUGAGUGUCCUUAUUGCCCGAAAUCGUUCAACCAAAGAGUUGCCUUCAAUAUGCACGUUCGUAUCCAUACAGGAGUUAAACCACACAAAUGUACAGAAUGUGGCAAACGUUUCUCGAGGAAAAUGCUACUCAAACAACAUAUGAGAACGCAUAGUGGUGAAAAACCUUAUCAAUGUUCAGUUUGUGGAAAAUCUUUUGCCGAUCGCAGUAAUAUGACACUUCAUCAUCGAUUACAUUCGGGUAUCAAACCCUUCAACUGUCCUAUUUGUCCAAAGGCUUUCACGAAAAAGCACCAUUUGAAAACCCAUCUCAACUACCACACAGGUUGCAAGCCUUACGUUUGCCCACAUCCAAACUGCAAUCAAGCCUUUACACAGUCAAGCAAUAUGCGAACUCAUGCGAAAAAGUGUCAGUUUAAGCCGGCCCAGUAUCCCGUCCCCUCAACUCAGCUAUCACCAUCUAUAACUCCACCUUUACCCCCAACUCGAAUGAUGCAACAAGCAAUGGUUAUGCAACACAUACCCUUUCAAUGUUAGAGUUUAUCAAGAAGCUACUCUGUCAAAUUCUUGUAAAUAUUUCUAAAAAAAAAACCCACGUGAUGACAUUUGUGAUCUUAUCAAACAAUGUAAUUUGAAUAUCUCAGUAAUUGUAUUUUAGUUUAUAAGAAAAACAUAAAUUUAA
This is a messenger RNA of Episyrphus balteatus (marmalade hoverfly), 1624 nucleotides long. RefSeq names its product zinc finger protein 300. Lineage: Eukaryota; Metazoa; Arthropoda; Insecta; Diptera; Syrphidae. The record is from RefSeq and is a predicted model, not a curated record. Bases 1 to 1479 code for a protein of 492 amino acids. The transcript has 4 exons.